UGAGUUACAGCUUUGCCCCGUUCUUCACUGCCUUUACGGAGGAAGACACUGAGGUUCUGUAAAUACAGUGUUGCAAAGCAGAUGGAGUAAACCCUUUAUGAAAACAGAUCCCCGAACAGCGUGACUUCUAGGAAUUCUCUUCUGGGGUGACCAACUGUGGACCUUGUGAACAUCCGCAUGCUUCAAAUGCACUGUUGGAAUAAAUCAUUUUUGAGGCCUGCGCAAUGCGUGCUGACCUUUACCCUGCUGACACCAGGAACAUCCAGUGAAUGACGCAGCUAUAACGUAUCAAAUUAAAGUUUUCACUACCGGCAGAGACGAUGGCGUUUUGAACUUUUUUUCUGAGCGAGUGGUCCUCUGAAAUCUUUGAACAUUGACAAUGGCAGCGUGUUGACCCUCUGAUUAAUUCUUUGUUCUUUGUCCUGUGCUUCUCAAACCAGCUGAGGGAGGAGUUCUAUAACGGUGUUUUUAUGUGUGUUUUCAGUUUCAAGGCAUCCUCUUUUUAAAAGAAAGACUUGAUUGUGUCCAGAAGCUUCUGUGUUACUUUUUACCUCCCAUCCUAGUUUCUCUUUUGCUUGAAUGCUCUUUCAAGAGAGGGGGUGGAAAAAAGACAGUGCCCUUGUUGCCAAUAUAAACAAAUGAACAAACAUCUCAAUCAGCUUCAUUCCUUUUGACAUAGUCUCGCUGACGGGAGAUACACGACUCCUCUUCCAUGGUAGAAAAACAAAGUUGUAUUUUUUUUUAAUUAUUAUUAUUGGAGACAAGUCAGCUCAACACCUAUAUAUUCUGAUCAUUUUUCAUGCUAUCAAAUUGACAUCAAAGGAAACACUUAUCUGGAACAGCAAUAAAGCAAUCAGUUAGCUCUCACCAGAUCAUAAACACAAGACACUGGCGAGAAGCAGUGCUGAGUAAUCAAGGAACAAGAAAAUCCUCAUUGUUUGCUAACUCUCUGUAGUCACAUCAAAGGAAGGGGAAACCAGUCAGUAUUAUCUGAGAGCAUCACCGAAAUCGGCAAAAAUCUACAGAGCAAGAAUUACUCACGACAGCCUCCGCCCCCUCGAUACCCGUGGUUUCAAUUUGAAACGGUUUCAUAGUCUGCGUUGCCCUGGCGAGUAACGAUGCAUGCGCCGGGUCGCCGCCGGUGAGAAAGAUGUACGCGGCGUCGGGCAUGACAGAGUGCAAGGCGGAGGUGACUCCGUCAACGCGCAAUGGCCACCGCGUCUUUAGCUACACCUUGGAGAGCCACACUUGCGCGGCUUUCUCCAUCAUGAACGAGCUCCGUCUGGAGCGCCAGCUCUGUGAUGUCACGCUACGGGUCAAGUACAACGACCUGGAGGCCGUGGAUUUCGUCGCGCACAAGGUGGUGCUGGCGUCCUCGUCGCCCGUCUUCCGUGCCAUGUUCACAAACGGUUUGAAGGAGUGUGGCAUGGAAGUGGUACCCAUUGAGGGUAUCCACCCAAAGGUAAUGGAACGCCUGAUUGAGUUUGCUUAUACAGCCAGUAUAUCGGUCGGGGAGAAGUGCGUGAUCCAUGUGAUGAACGGAGCAGUGAUGUACCAGAUAGACAGCGUGGUCAAGGCAUGCUGUGAUUUCUUGGUACAACAGCUUGACCCUAGCAAUGCAAUAGGCAUAGCCAACUUCGCAGAGCAAAUCGGCUGCACGGAGCUGCACCAGAAAGCCCGCGAAUACAUCUACAUGAACUUCAGUCAGGUAGCCACUCAGGAGGAGUUUUUCAACCUGUCUCACUGCCAGCUGGUGACUCUGAUCAGCAGGGACGAGCUGAACGUUCGCUGCGAGUCGGAGGUGUUCCACGCAUGCGUGGCGUGGGUGCAGUACGACCGCGAGAACCGCCGGCCUUACGUGCAGGCGCUGCUGCAGGCCGUCCGCUGCCACUCGCUCACGCCGCAUUUCCUGCAACGACAGCUGGAGCACUUUGACUGGGAUCCCCAAAGCAAGGACUACUUGGCUCAGAUCUUUCAAGACCUCACUCUCCACAAACCCACCAAGGCCAUCUCCUGCCGAACACCCAAGGUCCCCCAGCUAAUCUACACCGCCGGCGGUUACUAUCGUCAGUCUCUCAACUUCCUGGAAGCCUACAACCCGUGCACGGGCGCCUGGCUGCGGCUGGCUGACCUGCAGGUUCCCCGGAGCGGGUUGGCGGCCUGCGUCAUCAGCGGACUGUUUUAUGCCGUGGGCGGCCGGAACAACGCGCCGGACGGGAACAUGGACUCCAGCAUGCUGGACUGCUACAACCCCGUCAACAACUGCUGGUCUCCGUGUGCACCCAUGAGCGUUCCCCGGAACCGCAUCGGGGUGGGCGUCAUCGACGGCAUGAUCUAUGCCGUUGGGGGGUCCCACGGUUGCAUCCACCACAACAGCGUAGAGAGAUAUGACCCGGAGAAGGACUCGUGGCAGCUGGUGGCGCCCAUGCUGACGAGGCGCAUAGGAGUGGGCGUGGCCGUCAUCAACCGGCUGCUGUACGCCCUGGGCGGCUUCGACGGUACCAACCGGCUCAGCUCGGUGGAGUGCUACAACCCCGAGAGAGACGAGUGGAGGACCGUAGCUCCCAUGAACACGGUGCGCAGCGGGGCAGGGGUUUGUGCUUUGGGAAACAGGAUCUACGUCAUGGGUGGGUACGACGGCACCAACCAGCUGAACACGGUGGAGCGAUACGACGUGGAGACGGACAGCUGGAGCUUUGCCGCGUCCAUGACGCACAGACGCAGCGCGCUGGGCGUGACCACGCACCACGGUCGCAUCUAUGUACUCGGUGGUUAUGACGGUAAUACCUUCCUGAGCAGUGUGGAGUCCUAUGACCCAGACACUGACACCUGGACGGAGGUCACUAACAUGACCUCUGGCAGAAGUGGUGUGGGCGUAGCAGUUACCAUGGAACCUUGCCAAAAGAAAUGCCAGAAGCACUAAUUCCCCCUUCUCCCUCCAUCCCUCCAUUUUUACUCAUCCGUGGGCAUGUCAGCUCACAGUAGCUCUGGAGUUGGAAUUCAAUGUCUCGAAACAGACCGUGAGAGGAAAGCUUCCCAAGGCUUGGUUUAACGCUGUAAGGAAAUUUAAAACAAUUUCAAAAAAGAAAAAAAAAAGGUUAUUUAGUUCUUUAUGACCUAGGAGCAUCUUGUGUGUGUUUUUGUUUUGUUUUGUUGUGUCUUUUUUUUUUGUUUUGGUCUCUCUCAGACAUGGUGGUCGUCAAAAUAUGAAGUUGUUUUUUUUUUUUUAGACACUCUGCCAUUGCUGUUGUUUGAUUUGAACAUUUUUUUCAACUCAUGACCAAAGGUUCUUUAGCCCAAGAGACAGAAAGUAUGAGACGGAGAGGUCGCGGAAGACUGCGAGACUGUGAGAGACUUUCAGAUAGACGUUCUUGUGUGGCGCCUCAAGAUGGUGAUAACACACACACACACACACACACACAUAGAGAGAGAGAGAGAGAGAGAGAGAGAGAGAGAGAGACAGUCAGGGAUACCUUUUCUGUAUUAAAGACCAGCCUGUGCAUGGAACACAGAAGCAAACAACUGCACUUGUUACAGUUCAAACAUGGAAGUACGGUAAAAACGCGGAUAACUCACGAUAACUGCACAAAGUUAGAAUUAGGUCUCUUCGUUAGUUAGGUUUUAGUUUUAAUUCUUCUUUUUUUUUUUCCAAAAUACAAAGUGCCAUUGAAUUUCUUGACCACAAAGUCAGUAUAUGCUAUCGAAUCUAGAUAUGAAGAAAGGGCUAAAAAAAAGAGAGAGAGGGAAAAAGGUGCCACUGGGAGAGGGAGUCAGUGUGCCAGGUUUCCAACAGAGUGCCACACAGACUUCCAAGUCCCCCCUG
Messenger RNA from Chanos chanos (milkfish), 3823 nucleotides. RefSeq names its product kelch-like ECH-associated protein 1b (gene keap1b). The record is from RefSeq and is a predicted model, not a curated record. Gene Ontology annotation, molecular function: protein binding. The coding region runs from base 1151 to 2923 and encodes 590 amino acids. NCBI's taxonomy places the organism in Eukaryota, Metazoa, Chordata, Actinopteri, Gonorynchiformes, Chanidae. The transcript is spliced from 7 exons.